AGCAAAUGAAGAAGUCUGUUUGAUACAGUCCUGCUAACUGAGAACAAGUUAUCUCAGCAACACACGCUAAACGCCGCCUCCCUCUGUACAGCAGAUCUACACUUGAAGGAUUGUUAGCAGAGUCUUGUUACUGUAUUCCACAUUAAAUACCGGUUCCAGAAUGUUCUCCACAACAUCUGACUCACUGUUCGGGAGCGUGGCGGAGGAGUCCAGAUCUCUCUUUGGAGCUUCAGAAAGUAACGAGCUGAGAGCAGCUAAACCCAACCACAGGUACGGAGCAGUUAACACAGUAGACACAAAGUGGCUAACUAGUCCAGAGAAGUGCUUACAACACAAGAUAUCCCCCACUGACACACUUCAAGGUAUUUCAGUAAAAUAUUCAGUGCCCACGGAACUCAUUAAAACAGUUAAUAAGAUGUGGUACCAGGAUCAACUAUUCCUCAGAGACAUGCUGCUGAUACCAGUACCAAACAUUCCCUCAAAACAGCGUAAUGGUCAUCACGUGAGUCCGUCAUCAAACCACGUGACUUCACCUAAUCACGUGACUCAUCCCAUACCUAAUAAUGACAGAGGAUCACAAGUAGCCGCUUCUAUUGACGCUACUACCCCAACUGCCUCCGACCCUAGUCCCAUAUCCCGCGCGGCGUGCACGUCCCCCGACGAAGACAAACAGCUUGACAGUCUCUUCUCACGGUUUGAUCACGUGAUGCAGGCCACGCGUGAGUCCACCACCAAACUCAGAUCAAACUCUAAUCUAGACUUCUCGCCUCAGCUCGCUAACGUUACCAAUCUUACCAGUGUAUAAACUAAAUGUGUUCCACCUCUUGUAGUUUUGAGAUCUGCCUCGACAGUGAGUAUCGUCGAGCCUGGACCACACGGCUCUAGAACGGCCGUGCGAACCCGCUACAAACGCGGACGACGCGACUUCUACACGGAUGACGAACUACCGGCCAGCUCUUCAGACGAAAUAUUUCUGUUGUAAGAAAAAAAAGCGGGAAAAAAGAACUUGGAUUGAGAAUUUUUUGAAAUGUGCUCGGCAACAGUUUAAAUGUAAAAACUGCAAUCACGUGGUGAUAAAUCGGGGGAAAUAUAAAGUUUUAAUUUUCUCAUAAAUUCUUGGAGAUUUUGUACUGACAUUACUCGAAAGUUUAUUAUGCUUUGAUUGUUUUAUAAUUAGUCAUUUAAUUUAUUCAUAUAUGUGUGUAAUUGUCGUGAAUUUGAUUAGGUGUAAUUAGAAAUUGAUCCAGAAAUUAACCAACAAAUUUACAGUUUGAACUCCCAAAAGAUUUAGAUUUCCCAAUUUACUUUUUUAGUGUACAGGAUUAAAAGAUAUUACUUCUUGAUAAAUACUGAAUUGUUAAAAUUUAUCGUUGCCGAAAAAAAUCAACAACAAACAGUUUUCCAUACACAUUGUGCAGUGCGCAUACUCAAAAGUGAAAAAAUUUGCAGACAUUAUUGAACAGUUUAAAUUCUUUGUUUAAAGGUGCAUGAAUCUUUAAUGUAAUGCAUGAAUCUGUGACCCGUGAAAAUGUAUUUGUGGUACUGUACCAAUGCCUUAGAAUUCAUAUUUCAUAAUCUGGGAUCUUCUAUUCUAUUGCUUCUGCUUUAGUGUCUCUCAUUUCAGUUAGAUAAAAUGUAAACUGGAUAUUGUUACAGAUAUUACUACUGUCACGUGAUACGUCCUGUGCCAUGAAGUUUAUUUUAAAUGAGUAGAUGAGAAGUAAAAAUAUACUGAUUUCAAAUUUCAAGUUAAAUUAAGCGGAGUUUAAAAACAUAAUGUUAAAUGGUUGCAUCAAGUCUUGAAUAUCUCUUAACUGCUUGGCUUUAGUGUUUUGGUGUAAAUUGUAAUCUAGAUCCGUGGAUAGAUAAUUGUUCGUUUUCAUAAA
Messenger RNA from Bolinopsis microptera, 1886 nucleotides. RefSeq names its product lysM and putative peptidoglycan-binding domain-containing protein 2-like. The transcript is spliced from 7 exons. Lineage: Eukaryota; Metazoa; Ctenophora; Tentaculata; Lobata; Bolinopsidae. The coding region runs from base 161 to 805 and encodes 214 amino acids. The record is from RefSeq and is a predicted model, not a curated record.